CGCUGUGCUGCCAGGGGGCGGCCGUAUGGCGGCUGCGGCGCUGCGCCUGUGCCGCGCUGCGCGCCUGCUGCCGGCUGCUGCCGCCGCGACCCAAAACACGGCCCCAGCGCCGCGGCCGCCUCCGCGCCUCGCCUCCUCCUCCUCCUCUUCCUCCUCCGCCUCCUCUGCUUCCCGGCCCUCUCCGCCGCAGCCCGCCAUGCCGGCCUUCCAGUACCCCGAGGUGUACCGCGACGAGACCGCCGUGUCGGAUUACCAUGGAUGCAAAAUCAGCGAUCCGUACUGCUGGCUUGAAGAUCCCGAUAGCGAGGAGACGAAGGCAUUUGUGGAGGCUCAGAACAAGCUCACAGUACCCUUUCUCGAGCAGUGUCCUGUUAGAGCACUGUUCAAGGAACGAAUGACUGAACUCUAUGAUUAUCCUAAGUACAGCUGCCACUUCAAGAAAGGAAAAAGGUAUUUUCACUUCUACAAUACCGGGCUCCAGAAUCAGCGAGUUUUAUAUGUACAAGAUUCCUUGGAUGCUGAUGCCAAAGUUUUUCUUGAUCCAAAUAAGCUUUCUGAUGAUGGCACUGUGGCCUUACGAGGUUAUGCAUUCAGUGAAGACGGUGAAUACUUUGCAUAUGGCCUGAGUUCUAGUGGCUCUGAUUGGAUUACUAUCAAGUUUAUGAAAGUAGAAGGUCCUGAGGAUCUCCCAGAUACACUGGAGAGAGUUAAAUUCAGUUGCAUGGCAUGGACCCAUGAUGGAAGAGGCAUGUUCUAUAACUGCUACCCGAAACAAGAUGGGAAAAGUGAUGGCACUGAGACCUCCACUAAUCUGCAUCAAAAGCUGUAUUAUCACGUAUUAGGAACUAACCAGUCAGAAGAUAUCCUAUGUGCUGAAUUUCCUGAUGAUCCAAAAUGGAUGGGGGGAGCUGAGGUGUCGGAUGAUGGUCGAUAUGUCUUGCUGUCUAUCAGAGAAGGCUGUGAUCCAGUGAACAGACUGUGGUACUGUGAUCUACAGAAGGAGUCUCAGGGUAUAUCAGGAAUUCUUCAAUGGGUGAAGCUGAUAGAUAACUUUGAGGCUGAGUACGAAUAUGUCACCAAUGAAGGAACAGUGUUCACUUUCAAGACAAACCGCCAUUCUCCAAAUUACCGGCUAAUCAACAUUGACUUCAGUGAUCCAGAGGAAUCCAAAUGGAAAGUUCUCGUCCCUGAACAUGAAAAAGAUGUUCUAGAAUGGGUUGCUUGUGUGAGGUCCAAUUUCCUGGUUUUAUGCUACCUGCAUGAUGUGAAGAAUAUCCUGCAGCUUCAUGACCUAGCCACUGGUGCACAUCUCAAGACUUUUCCCCUAGAAGUUGGUAGUAUUGUGGGAUAUAGUGGCCAAAAGAAGGACACUGAAAUAUUCUACCAGUUUACUUCCUUUUUAUCUCCAGGUAUUAUAUAUCACUGUGAUCUGACCAAAGAGGAACUGGAGCCAAGAGUUUUCCGAGAAGUGACUGUUAAAGGAUUUGAUCCUUCUGUUUACCAGACAAUUCAGGUUUUCUACCCUAGCAAAGAUGGCACUAAGAUCCCAAUGUUUAUUAUUCACAAGAAAGGAAUUAAAUUAGAUGGUUCUCACCCUGCCUUCUUGUAUGGAUAUGGAGGCUUCAACAUAUCAAUUACACCGAGCUACAGCGUGUCAAGACUUAUUUUUGUGCGACACCUGGGAGGUGUUCUAGCAGUGGCAAACAUCAGGGGCGGGGGAGAAUAUGGAGAGACAUGGCACAAAGGUGGUAUCUUGGCCAACAAACAAAAUUGCUUUGAUGACUUUCAGUGUGCUGCCAAAUACCUCAUCAAGGAAGGCUACACAUCCCCAAAGAAGCUGACUAUUAAUGGAGGCUCAAAUGGAGGCCUCUUAGUUGCUGCCUGUGCUAACCAGCGCCCUGACCUGUUUGGUUGUGCUAUUGCCCAAGUGGGAGUGAUGGACAUGCUCAAGUUCCACAAGUACACCAUCGGCCACGCUUGGACCACUGACUAUGGUUGCUCCGACUGUAAGGAGCAGUUCGAAUGGCUGCGCAAGUACUCUCCACUUCACAAUGUCAAACUACCAGAAGAAGAUGGCAUCCAGUAUCCCUCCACGCUACUGCUGACAGCAGACCACGAUGACCGUGUGGUCCCUCUGCAUUCUCUGAAGUUCAUCGCUACCCUGCAGUACAUUGUGGGCCGAAGCAGUAAACAAACCAAUCCACUUCUCAUCCAUGUUGACACCAAGGCUGGGCAUGGAGCAGGAAAGCCAACUGCUAAAGUUAUAGAAGAAGUGUCAGAUAUGUUCGCUUUUGUAGCACGAUGUCUAAAUCUUGAGUGGAUUGAAUAGGAAAAAUGCUUAUUACUGUCUCCUUUAGAAAACAAGGGCUUUAACAUUUAAAAACAGCCACGCUACUACUUGGUGUAGUACUUACAUUUAAGAACUACAGUUUAAUAUUUUAUUGAUCCAACCUGCUAUGGAGUUUUGAUCUUCUGUGCUUCCCUCUUUUUGGCAUUUCUUUGAUUUUUUUUUCUACUGCAUUCCAAACUCCAUUUUGAAAAGCAUGUUCAAGAAAAUAGCUGAGCUACACUCAGUACUGUUGUGAAAAUUUAGAUUUCAAAACUAGUGCUAUUUGAGCUUAUUUCCUGUAAACAAUUUUAAUGUAUUUCACCUAUAAACAUAUCCAGAUCAUUUGUAAUUAAUUGUAAGUACUGUUCACAUACAAGAUCUCUGAGCAUAUUUUAUUUACACAGUGAUUUAUUUAAGAAUGUAAAUUGAAGGUGUUCAGUGAUAACCAUGAAAAACUGAAGAGACAGUAAUCCAGUUACAUCAAAUAUUAUUAAAAAUCUUAUAUUUCAUUCUGUUCAUAAAUGUGUUACAGUCUAUAAUAAUGAUUUUGCUAUAUUGUUCUCUCUUUCCAAAGAGACUGCAAAAUGUCAUCAGUUUUCUCUUCUGCCAUUUAUUUCCACACAGAAAACUGGAGGAUGAAAAACUUGAUGAAAUCUUAGAUUCUCACUGUAAUCUCAGUUAAGCUAUAAGAUACUCUCCAACAACCCAUGUAAAAUUAUUUCUUUGACUGUUUCUGAAGAGUAGACCAGGCACUGAUUUAAAUAAAUGAACAAAAUAUAAACUAACCAAAACAAAAUUAAAAAACCCACCCCAAUCCAAAGCCACAGCUUUGUCCAGCUUAUUCAGAUUGUUUUUUUCUGAUGCUUCUCACAGGACAUUCUCUAACAAGGCCAAAUCUGAACAUGCAUAUAUAACCUAGUUUUGGCUGCAAAACAGCAAGAGCUCAUAGUCAGACUCCCCUAUGAUUUGACACAGGCACAUUACUUGAACUGCCAUUUUUCCCAUCUAGGCUGUAGAGCUAUAAAGUGGAUGUGAGUGUUUGCCUACUGUUUAAUCUCUGACGCACUGCAGGAAUUCCAGUUUGGUUUUGCAGAGAAAAAAAAGUAUUCUAUCAACUAUUAUUAUCAAAUAUUGUUAUAUAUUAGUCUUGUUGCCCCUCCACAAAACAUUAGUCUUUCUCAUUUUUGGAUGAACUCUUCCAGAAUUAUGCUUGUCAUUACAUUCAUACUUAGACCCUAAGGACAGUAUUUUUACUCUGGGCUCAGGAGUUUUGUCUCUAAACAAAGGUCUUGGUGCAGGAAGAGGAAGGAGUGGUAUUUAAGAGAGGGGGAUGCUCUUAACAGCAGCAAAAGUAAAAAUGAAUUUGUACCAGAGUCUCUCUUGUCUUCCCCUCAUGAUCUGGACUUCUUUUGAUUCUCUCUGGAGUCUAGGAAAGAACACCCACUCCAGGCCCUUAUUAUGUAUGGCUAAUUUGAUUUUAGGAGAAAAUAAAAUAUUAUUUCUGCUUUCAUAUGAAAUACCACACCUAAAACCUGUAUGUGAUCUGGGGUUUAUUUGGGAUCCAUGCACAUUAGAGUUGUUUACAAGAUACGUGUAAACUUCUGUACUCUGAUCACAGCAUUGAAUUAAACAAUCAGAAUAGAGAGUUGAGGCAGGGUUGAUUUUUUUUUUUCCUUCCAGGCUGUGAAAACAGGGUACAGAUUCAGCACCCCCUUCUCCCAGAGGUAUAUGAACUGCUUUUUUUUGAUCAUCUAGAACUUUUCAACAGCUUUCCCACGUGGCAGAAACAAAGCACAUAAAGCUGUGCCAUCUUCAUUUGAAAUAUUCGUAGUUGUGACAUGUAGCCUUCUAUUGAAUUUAGAGUUUCUGUCCAGAGGGCAGUACCCAGUUCACCUCUGAUACAGAGCUUUGCAGGAUAUAGUGUGUGGAAACAUGGUCCUCAGACAUUCAAGAAAUAGAGCUGAACUGUGUCAGUGCAUUGAAUUGCAAAUGCCUGAGUACAGCCAGCUCAGUCAUCUCUAGGUCUGUUCCUAGAAAUGCUUUUCCUUGUUCUCCAGUUGCUCAAGCACAAAACUUCUAGCACAGGUUAAAAUAACUCCUUUUCCUUCUGAAGCUUUCUGUUGAAGCUGAGUUGCCUGAAUGACUCAGUGUCAUGACAGAUGACCCAUAAUCUGGGGACUUUGGAAGCAAACAUUUCUCUGAGAGGCAGUCAGUAGUACUGAAAGUGGAACUACUUGCUGGAGAUGCUACUCACAAAGUAAAUGUUCCAGACUAUGUCUUGUGGAAUGCUGGGGUCAGUAUUGGGAAGGCAUUGUGUUCCUGUAACAGGGUCAUCAUGUCAACAUUUGUUUGAUCUUAAUUAGCUGUGCCAAGUUCAGGAUUCAGGUGCCAAAAAAAUGAUGUUGCAAAGCUGUUCUGUUAUCUGAGUUGAUGCUUUUGAGACAGGGUCAUACUCCAGCUGGAAUCUGUAAUUAAGUCUGAGUGAGUAAUGCUCUUGUAAUAUAGUGGGAUUUAAACCUGGAGCCAAACCAUUCCUGCUGUAUAAAACAUAAUGAAAUUUCUGUUAGUCUAGUUUCAAGGUUAUUUUCUCGAUAGUGGAAACACUAUUUUAUAAAGAUACUCUUGUAUCUUGUGUUAUGGUGUCUAUUUCCAGUAUGUAGAGCAAAAUUCACAAGCUGGGCAAGGUAACCUCCCAAAUAUCUGCUUUUUCAAAACCACCUUAGAAAAAUAAAUACUGAUGUUUUGCACCAAGAUCCAAACCCCCCAAAAAGCUCUGUAAGAGGCUUACGUUGCAUGAAGAAAAAUCUGGGUUUAUGUGGA
Molecule: messenger RNA, 5149 nt
Organism: Passer montanus (Eurasian tree sparrow)
Lineage: Eukaryota; Metazoa; Chordata; Aves; Passeriformes; Passeridae
Gene: PREP
Product: prolyl endopeptidase
Exons: 15
Coding region: 26-2329 (767 amino acids)
Biological process (GO): proteolysis
Cellular component (GO): cytosol
Molecular function (GO): oligopeptidase activity; serine-type endopeptidase activity
Source: RefSeq, a predicted model, not a curated record